This is a messenger RNA of Limulus polyphemus (Atlantic horseshoe crab), 2339 nucleotides long. RefSeq lists its product as uncharacterized. The record is from RefSeq and is a predicted model, not a curated record. The transcript is spliced from 2 exons. The coding region runs from base 85 to 1065 and encodes 326 amino acids. Lineage: Eukaryota; Metazoa; Arthropoda; Merostomata; Xiphosura; Limulidae.
AUUUUAGUGUAAGUCAGUGCUUGAGAUAUGCAGUCGUACAAACCAUAGCCAGAACGUAAAGACUUAAAACACGCUACUUCUAAGAUGGUCUCUAUAGUGUACUUAAUAUUCUUCACUGCUGCUCUAGUGACAGCGGAAUCAAAAUCAAAAGCUGCUCGUUUUAAGCGUUCUACUGAUAGAACAAAGAAUGACGAUGAAAGUAUUGCCAGGCUAACAUCUCAAGUUUACUACCUGGGAUACAGGUUGGAAGAAUUUACUACUUUCCAACAAAAGGUCAGAAAAUUGGAAGACGUAAAUAAUUUUCAUAGCCAAAAGAUAUCUGAAAUCAUAAACCAUAUUAGCGAUCUGACGUCGUCUUUGGCAAAAGAGAAGGAAAGGAGAGAUAAAGAACAUACAAAGCCAUCAUCUGACUACAUAAAUAUGAACGAAUCUACUCACGAGAAAAUAGAAGAAAAUUUGACGUCUUCAUUGCACAAUAUCGCUGGUGAAAUAAGAGAACGAAUUCUGCGCUUUGAAGAAUCUUUGAAAAUAAUGAAAGGAAAUAUUCAAGCAUUGAAAGAAAAUAGUUUAAGUAACUUCACUAAAAUGUUUAAGGAUGUCGCAAGAAGCAGACAAGUAACUGAUGAUAUGAAAGUACGUUUAGAUACUACAGAAAAUGUACAAACUGCCAUUAAAGACGACUUACGAUCAGUCUCUGAAAAAGUAAACUUACAAGAACAAAAUUUUAACAAACAUAAGACCCACUUGAAAAAAGACUUGGAAGAAAUUCAUGAUAAUAUUACCGAAGAACUAUCUUAUACAAAAACAAGAAUGAAUCUCAUAAGUGAUAAUUUAAGUUCUGUUAACAAUAAAACCAGUAUAUUGCAAGAUCAGUAUAACGAAUUCCGUGAAGAACUUUAUCAGUAUCGUCAAUAUAUGGAGGAAAACUUUAAGGAUGCGCAGACGACAACCAAUUCCUCACCUUCAGAUAACGAAAAAAUAAGCCUAGAAUCAAUUAAAAGAGCAUUUGAAAAGUAUGGCGUGAACCCAAUUAGCAACAAGACGAUGAACUAUCGAGAUAACUAGGAAAAGAAGAGUCAAUGAUGAUAAUGGGUUGCAGAAAAGAAGGUGGAUCUACAUGCAACAAUUAUAUACUACGACAUUCAUGCUUUAACGAAAUAUACAUAGAGUUGUACGUGAAGAAUGUGCCCUAGUAAUCAUAUUUAAUGUAAAUAAUAACGUGCUCUUCAAGAAAUUAACCCCCUUAAUUAACGUCGAGGUCAGGAAAAUGUAAUCUUAAAAACACGUUAUUUCUAAAAUAAUCUCUAUAUUUUAGUUAUGUGGUGGUAUAUAUAGGUGUGUUAUUACACACAAAUCAUUUUUUUCAUUGUUUAGUAUUUGUGACAUAUGAUAAUGAGCCAGAUUCAAUAAUAUGUUACACAAGUUUCACGAAAUCGUUAUUUUAUAUCUUUCAAGCUAUAAAUCAUGUAUACAGACUUAAAAAGCUUACUAUUUAUAUUUUAAUGUUUAAAGCAGUAAAAGAAAAGGCUACAUCAGUCUCAGACUGAAGUAACUGAACACGGUUUCUUUCGCUCUAAAGGAUUCCCUAAAAUCACAUGAGCCGAUAAUCCGAAAAUGUGCUAAUCAACAUGGAACUAUCACAGUUUAAUGCGCGUUCCAUGAACGUGUAUUGUUCAGUGUUCGACAAAUAGACCCUUUUCUGACAGCCGACACAUAAAUAUUCAUAAAUUACGCGUGGUGGGUUGACUGCAAGUAUUCUGUUUUAAAAUGAUUUUUUGAAUUUAUUUUAAGUUGAAACAAGAGUCCCGAAACAUCGUUCAUAAUAUAUGGGGGUGUCCCAAAAUUAUCCCUCCCAUUUUGGACGUAAAUAAAAGAUUAACAAACAAACAUACAAAAUGUAGUUUGAAACAUCUUUUAGCCCAGCUCCAAGAGUUUUUAUUGACUCUACUUAUUCCUUCCAUUCUGAAAUCACAGGUCAGAAUAACCGACGCCAUCGCCAGUGUGACUGUGGACAAGUGGCAGAGUUUUUAUUGACACUACUUAUUUCUUCCAUUCUGAAAUCACACAUCAGAUUAACGGACGCCAUCGCCAGUGUGACUGUAGACAAGUGGCAGAGAACGUGGACCCGUCACUGAAUAUAGGUUAGACGAGCUGGCAACCACUAAUGGUACACAUGUCAAUAAAAACUCUUUGAUUUAGGCUACGAGCUAUUGCAAACUACGUCUUAUAAGUUUGUUAGUUAAUGUUUUAUUUACGUUCAAAAUAAGAAAGAUGAUUUUGGAACCAAUACUCUGCAUUAUUCAAAUGAAAGAUGUCCGAUAGUAAAGCUCUCCAAACUA